AUGAGCUUCGCGACCGAUGAAUACCAGUCCAAGAACGAUCCAGAUCUUCACAAUAUUCUGCUUCGAGUCAUAUCCAACCUUCCUUCCAGCGGGACGUUCGAUGAUGGCGAGUUCUCUUGGCUCCCCUUCCGGCGGGACAUCGACUUCAUCAGCCGCAACAGCCUCGACAGGGUACGCCAGAUCUGCACGAGACCAGCAGCUCGCGCGGCGCUUGUUGGCCUUGGAGGCGUUGGCAAGUCCCAAAUUGCCAUUGAAUAUGCCUACCUGGUGCAGGACGAGUCGCCGACAACGUGGGUGUUUUGGGUGCACGCAGAUACACGAGCGACGUUCGAGGAGGGCUAUCGCAAAAUCGUUCAAGUGACGAAGAUGGAUGGGUGGGACAACCCCAAAGCGGAUGUCCUCCAGCUCGUCCAAAGCUGGUUAUGCGACGAGUCGAACGGGCGGUGGGUGAUGAUUGUCGACAACGCUGACGAUUCGAACGUCCUCUUCCCUCCAUUCGACGAGGCGGAAGUGGCAGGAGCUAGCAAUCCGGAUCAAGCAGCAGAGCCGCUGUCAGACUUUCUACCACAAUCGCCCAACGGAUCGAUCCUCAUCACUUCUCGGAGCCGAGACGUGGCGCGCAGAUUGACGGGACGCGGAGAUCGCCUCGUGGAGGUCAAGCCGAUGGACAGUCGCGAAGCACUAGCUCUUCUCCAGAAGAAGCUCAGCAAUGCGAACGAGCACAACGCGACUGAACUGCUUAAAGCUCUCGACUACAUGCCCCUUGCUAUCACGCAGGCGGCGGCUCACAUCGAACAGAGAGCGCCGCGUAUGACUAUCUCGCGAUACAUAGACGAAAUUCACAGAAACGACCAUGACCGAGCCCGUCUACUUGCAAGGGACGUAGGAGACAACCGCAGGGACGGCAGAGCAUCUAACUCCAUCAUCGCCACCUUACAGGUCUCAUUCGAACAUAUCCGUAGAGGGAUGCCUACUGCCGCUCGACUACUCUCGCUGAUGAGACAUUCACACGCUGACAAACUAUUCCUUAAUUGGAUGAGUUUGGAUGGGCGCGAGUUUGAGAUGCACCGGCUGGUGCAGUUCUCGAUAAAGAAAUGGCUAGAGGUUUAUAAUGAACUAGAGGAGUGGAAGGAGGCAUACAUAACGCUCAUGGACGACAACGAUCCGGUGGGACGGUACAAGAACUGGGCGGUAUGUCAAGCGCUAUUUCCACAUGCACGAGCAGUGGUAGCUUGUCAGCCAGCUGGUGGACGGGCGGUCGAGGCGUGGGCGUCGGUUCUUUUCAAGGCGGCGUGGUAUGCAUACGAGAUGGGAAAGUACAAGGAGGCAGAAGAGAUGAGCCAAGGUGCACUCGAAGCAAGGGAGGCUGCUUUAGGGGCAGAGCAUCCAGACACGCUGGCGAGCAUGAACAACCUAGCGACAGGGAAGUGCAAGGAGGCAGAGAAUAUGGACCGAAAAGUGCUAGAGGCGAGAGAGAAGACGCUAGGGAGAGAGCAUCCUAGCACGCUAAUGAGCAUGAAUAACCUAGCAUUAGUGCUGCAAGAGCAGGGGAAGUACGAGCAGACAGAGGGGAUGAAUGGACAAGCGCUGGAGGGGUGGGAGAAGGUUUUAGGAAAAGAGCAUCCCGACACGCUAAUGAGCAUGAAUAACCUAGCGACAGUGCUGAAAGAGCAGGGGAAGUACCAGGAAGCAGAGAAAAUGAACCGACAAGCGCUAGAGAUGAGGAAGAAGGUGCUAGGGGAAGAGCAUCCUGACACACUAAGAAGCUUAAACAACCUAGCAUUAGUACUGCAAGAGCAGGGGAAGUACAAGCAGGCAGAGGAGAUGAAUAGACAAGUGCUGGAGGGGUGGGAGAAGGUUUUAGGGAAAGAGCAUCCCGACACGCUGAGGAGCGUCUACAACCUUGCGUACUUACUACACCAACUGCAGCAGUAUAAAGACGCUUCACCACUCUACCAGCGAGCAUGCGCAGGCCUGCAAGAAAAACUCGGGCUAGAUCAUCCGAUUACUCAAGGGUGUAUGAGCAAUUACUCGUUGCUUCAACGGCAAUGGACGCCAUAG
Messenger RNA from Mytilinidion resinicola, 2061 nucleotides. Its product is annotated as TPR-like protein. Lineage: Eukaryota; Fungi; Ascomycota; Dothideomycetes; Mytilinidiales; Mytilinidiaceae. Gene Ontology annotation, cellular component: kinesin complex. The transcript has 6 exons. The record is from RefSeq and is a predicted model, not a curated record. Bases 1 to 2061 code for a protein of 686 amino acids. Gene Ontology annotation, molecular function: protein binding.